AUGAACGCUCCCAGAAGCCAAAGCGAAAUACCACAAGAGUACCUCAAUAAUGAAAACCCAUUUGCAUACAUGCAGAGCUAUGGGGAUGCCCCCGUGAUCGAUCCAAAGAUCAAGGCAGACAUGGAUAUAAUGCUGCAGAUGCAACCAAAAUACAUCUCGAUAGGAAUCAACAACCAUGUGCUCAGGACAGAGCAAGUGACAAAAACAAACACACUGAUUGAACUGCAUAUCUUGUAUCUGUUGAACGAAGGAUUGCAGACGCUUCGCAACAAUGCAGAGAUGGGUAUGCAUGUAAAUGGAAGCAUCAGUGAUGCUGCAGGCCUUAGCAUGGGUGCAGAAAUGAAUGCUAGAGCAAGUGUAGAGUCCUUAUUAAAAAGCAACAUUGAUGAUCAGAAGGUUCUCGACAUCAUGAUCCGCAUAAAUCGGUUGAAAUUGUUAAGGAGUCAAGAAAGAUUAAGAGAAAAAGUCUAUUAUGCACUUAGGAAUUCAAUUGCGCCUGAAACUGUGCAGUCAUCGGUAUUUCCACUGCCAAUAAUGGAAGAUGCACUUUCUGAUGCAAUUGAAUACGUUAAGCUUUGCAGGCCACCUGUCGUAUGCACACAUCCGCAAAGUAGCCAUGAUGAAGAGUAUGAAUCAAGCUAUACAACAACUGAAAACGAAGAUUAA
Ordospora colligata OC4 is the source of this 666-nucleotide messenger RNA. RefSeq lists its product as uncharacterized. The transcript has a single exon. The coding region runs from base 1 to 666 and encodes 221 amino acids. NCBI's taxonomy places the organism in Eukaryota, Fungi, Microsporidia, Ordosporidae. The record is from RefSeq and is a predicted model, not a curated record.